Molecule: messenger RNA, 2659 nt
Organism: Nelumbo nucifera (sacred lotus)
Lineage: Eukaryota; Viridiplantae; Streptophyta; Magnoliopsida; Proteales; Nelumbonaceae
Product: O-fucosyltransferase 10-like
Source: RefSeq, a predicted model, not a curated record
GCCACUACCAUCUGUUGAUGUUGAUCUCUCUCUCUCUCCGAUUGCGUCUCUGAGAAUCUGACUCUUAGUAAGAUUUGGGAAAUAGUUCAGACCCAUUUCGCCUCUGAAAUUCUUCAUUCCCCUUCAAGGCUAGACAACUUCAAUUUUCAAACUUUUAACAUCAUUCAAUCAUUAUAUCUGUAAUUUACUGCCUUCUGUUCUGGUCUCAUUGUCUCUCCCUGUCACACAGACUCACAGCCAUUGUUCCUUCGAAAGAAGUUACUCUAUACUCCAUGCAACAAGAAGGAUCAAAAGUCACAUUCUCAAUCUCCAUAUAAAACCAAUAAAAGAGAGCUCGCUCUCUCUCUUUUUUUCUUGCAUGGUCUCACACAAGCCUCUUCUACCAUGACAAGCAAGACCCAUCUCCAAAAUCUCGCUCUAAAUACUUUUAAUGGGUACAGCAGUGAAAGUAGCUCCUGUAGCCCACCUUCCUCCCCACGCCGUCCCGGGAAGGUCCCACAUCACCGGAGACGUUAUCGGGUAAAAGACCAUUUGCGGGUUCGCCCAGGAAAUUUCUUCGGCAGAGUUCUCUCUCGACGCAAUUUACGCAUAUUCAUUCUCCUGCCGCUGCUCUACAUCUCUUAUCUGCUCAUAUUGUUGGGGAUAGCGCUUCUCCACUUCUGUACUCCUCCUCCUCCUACUAUUUCAAUUUCUGCUCCUACUUCUCCUCCGCCACUUCCACAGCCGGGAUCGGUGUACCGCAGCCAUGAAGUUUUCCAAAACCUCUGGCCUGACAUUCAGUCGGAUAAUGUCUCCGGGAUUGAGCUGUCUUCUUUAUGGAGAUAUAGAAAGAGGCAGAAAGAAGGGAAACCUUGUAAAAAUACUAGUCCUGGACGGCGGCAUUCUGGAUCUUCUGUGCCCAGUGGUUAUUUGAUUGUUGAGGCUAAUGGUGGUCUUAAUCAACAACGAACAUCGAUCUGCAAUGCAGUUGCAGUGGCAGGGCUUCUGGAUGCAGUACUGGUCAUCCCACAAUUCGAUUUCCAUAGUGUUUGGAAGGACCCGAGUGGCUUUAGUGAUAUCUAUGAUGAGAACCAUUUUAUAACCACACUCAAAGGCUAUGUUAAGAUUGUUCAGCAAUUACCUGAGGUAUUGAUGGAAAGAUACCAUUACAACAUCAGUAAAAUUCGGAGCUUCAAGGUCAAAGCUUGGGCCGAAGCAAGUUAUUACAUGGAAGAAGUAUAUCCUAUCUUGCGAAAGAAAGGGGUUAUCCGGAUAGCUCCCUUUGCAAACAGAUUGGCAAUGGAAGUUCCGCACAACAUUCAAUUUCUUAGGUGCUUAGCCAAUUACAAAGCAUUGAGAUUCUCUGCUUCUAUUUCAAGGUUUGCAAAGAAGUUAGUUAACCGUAUGAUCAAGAAGAGCUCAGGGACUGGUGGGAGGUUUGUGUCUGUUCACCUUCGCUUUGAGGAGGAUAUGGUUGCCUUCUCAUGCUGCAUAUAUGAUGGAGGAGAGAGUGAAAAGUUAAAAAUGGAUAAAAUUCGUGAAAAAGGAUGGAGAGGAAAAUUUACACGUGAAGGUCGUGAAGAUAGACCUGACUUAAACCGGAUCGAUGGCAAGUGCCCUCUAACUCCCCUGGAGGUUGGAAUGAUGCUAAGGGGUAUGGGCUUUGAUAACAAUACAGCAAUUUAUCUGGCAUCUGGGAAGAUAUAUGAAGCAGAGAGGAAUUUAACUCCUCUAAAGAAGAUGUUUCCCCUUCUGCAGACUAAAGAGUCCCUUGCAACCCCAGAGGAGCUAGCUUCAUUUGAGGGCUAUUCUUCAAGGUUGGCUGCUUUGGACUACACCGUUUGCUUGUUUAGUGAAAUUUUUGUGACAACUCAAGGUGGUAACUUCCCCCAUCAUCUGAUGGGCCACAGGCGGUUUUUGUAUGGACAUGCCAAGACCAUCAGGCCAGACAAACGCAAACUAGUUGUUCUACUGCACAACACUAGUAUCAGCUGGAAAGAUUUCAAAGUGCAUGUGGAAGAGAUGCUUGUAGAAAGUGAUCGGAAGGGGAUAAUGGUGCCUAGAAUGGGACAAGAGAGCAAACAAACUUCCAUCUAUGCAUAUCCUUUUCCAGAAUGCAGGUGUCUACAUGGAUCACAAAAUUUAACCCUUUCAUCUGCUCAGACUCUUCAUUCUAUCGGCCAUAAACCCCAUGCCAUGGUUUAGAAAAACAGAAUAUUCUGUUUUAUUUCCCUGCCGCCUUUCAUUUACAUUUUUUUGAUUGCUCCUGUCCACCAUCAACCCCAUCCCCCUUUCUUUGAAUCCCUUUUGACCCUUUGCAAACCAUGAUCAAGCCUGCCAUGAAGUAGUAGUUAAGCCACUAUUGAUGGAUAUGCAAUAGGCAGGUGUUUGGAUUUUGAGAGACCUUGGUUCUUGUUUUGCUUCUAUAUGAGGGUGCCUAAUCUUCUCCAAUAAAUUAGAUCAACUAACUUUGCAUCUAAGUAUUUCCACAUAGGUCCAAGGACUUAAAAGUUGCAACGAGUGAUGGGCCUUCAGAAUUCCUUUUACAAAGCUUACACAAGGAUGAAGAAGACCAGAUUAGUUUCAAGAUGACUGUUUAUAGCGUUCUUUGCAUAGUUUUAAAACUGUAAAUUUCAUUGAACCCUCCAUCCAUAUAAUAUUGUCAAUUUGGUUCCAUAAA